Messenger RNA from Lactuca sativa (garden lettuce), 709 nucleotides. Its product is annotated as large ribosomal subunit protein eL33y. Lineage: Eukaryota; Viridiplantae; Streptophyta; Magnoliopsida; Asterales; Asteraceae. The record is from RefSeq and is a predicted model, not a curated record. Gene Ontology annotation, molecular function: structural constituent of ribosome. Gene Ontology annotation, biological process: translation. Gene Ontology annotation, cellular component: ribosome.
CUAUAAAAGUAUAAAUCAUCGUCUCGUAUGAGAUCUAGGGUUUUAUUUUUUCUUAUCAGUGCAGGCGGUCGGUAAGUUUCUGCUCAAGGAAAAUGGUGAAGGGUCGUCAAGGGGAAAGAGUCAGACUCUACACCAGAGGAACGAUUCUGGGCUACAAGAGGUCGAAGUCGAACCAGUACCCAAAUACAUCGUUGGUUCAAAUUGAAGGAGUUAACACGAAAGAGGAGGUAGGAUGGUAUCAAGGGAAACGCAUGGCGUACGUGUACAAGGCAAAGGUGAAGAAGAACGGAUCACAUUACAGAUGCAUUUGGGGAAAGGUUACUAGGCCUCAUGGUAACACUGGUAUUGUGCGUGCUAAGUUCACGUCUAAUCUUCCUCCCAAAUCCAUGGGAUCUAGGGUUAGAGUGUUUAUGUACCCAAGCAAUAUUUAAGGUUUAUUCAACAUUGGUAUGAGGAUGUUGCUGCUUUUAUUUUCAUUGUUCUUGUAGUAGUUUUUUGAUGGUUUGUGAUGGAAGCUUUUAUUUUUUUAUAUGGAAAAACAUGUCUAGAGCAUUACAAUGCCUUCUACCUUUUCUUAAAGAUUGCGAGACUACAUGUUCAAAUGAAUUUCAUCAUUAUAUACAAUGCAUGUAAUGAUCAAAUUCUAAUAGGAUCUAGUUUUGGACCAAGGUAAAAUUGUUUAAAUCAAGUUGAAGUUUGAUGGUUUUCA